CGCUCUAACUAAGCGUCAUUUUAAAAAAAAAUGGAUAUAAGUUCUUCUCACAAUUAUUUUUCGGCAUGGUUUCUCAAACUUCGAAGAGUGAUUUGAAUAUAAAUGCGUCACGCGAUAAAUGUAUGUGCACCCAACGUGGCAUAAACUAUUACAAAGUUUUAUCGUUAGGAUGGAAUUGUGACAAUACGGAAAUCAGGGAAGCAUACGGACGAUGUGCUAUACGAUACAAUCCCGCACGGCAAAAGAACGAAGGUGCUGAGGCGAUUUUCGUCUUAGCAGCUGAAGCGUACGACGUGCUCUCGGAUCCACUUAGAAGGGCCGUGUAUGAUCAAUACGGCGAAGAGAGUCUUAAAAAUGGUGUGCCGAGACUAGAAAAAUUCGUGAAACCUUACGUUUAUCACGGCGAGCCGAUGCGAACCUUUAGAGAAUUCUUUGCGACUGAAAAUCCAUACGACGAUCUUCUAAAUAUUCUAACAGAACCUCAACCUCUACUUGAAUUUCCCGAGGGUCAGGGUAUAAAACAGAAGGAGGAACCCUUGAUUAAAACCUUAUUUCUAACUCUCUCGGAAAUAUUUUUCGGCGGAAUAAAGAAAAUGAAGAUCCAAAAGUUGGUUUUACUUGAUGACGAUAAGUCGAUGACGUCGUCGAUGGAGAAGAUCUUGAUGAUACCCAUUAAGCCAGGAAUUCCAGCAGGUACUGAAAUAGUAUUUCCAGAAGAGGGCGAUCAAAGUCCUACGAAGAUACCUGCGGACGUUAUCUUCGUCACGGAGGAUCGUCCUCACGAAAUGUUCCGGCGAGAGGGCUCGGACUUGCACACGACGGUCGAUAUCUUUCUGAGGGAGGCGCUGAUCGGAACAGUGAUCACGCUUAACACCAUCGAUGACAGAACUCUUCGGAUUCCAAUAACAUCGAUCGUUACACCAGAUUACACCAAAUGUGUGCUGGGUGAGGGAAUGCCAUUUCCUGCAAAUCCGAAGCAAAAGGGUGAUCUAAUACUGAGGUUCAACAUCGAGUUUCCAGUUUAUUUGUCGUUGUCCAAUAAGAAUUAUAUUAAGAAAGCCUUUGAGGUAUCUCGUACGGAUGUUGAGAAUGCCGAGUACGUUCAUCGCCUCAUAUUGGCCAACAAAAUGCUCAGAAAUGUCAACGACGACGUUCUAUUUUGACGUGGCGUGAACGAUGAAGUGAAUCGAUUGAAAUUCAUAUGUGAAAUGUGAUUUUGCAGAUAUUGCACGUUAUUUCAUAUGCCUAUUUGACGUGAUAUUCGUAUGUUUUUCGACAUCAACCUCUACAAGAAAGUAUUAAGAAUGAAAACUACUCGAAAAUUGUGUCUUCUAUAACUAAUUAUUUCAUUGUAAUAAGUAUAAUUAUGUAAUAAUUGAAUUAUUAUUUUGAGACUUACAUACACAACCUGCAUUUGCUAUGAGAAUAUUUGAAUGCAAACAUAGAUGGUGUCUACAAAAUAAAACACGAUUUGAAAAUGCAGCAAGCUAUUUUAAUUGUAC
This is a messenger RNA of Trachymyrmex cornetzi, 1502 nucleotides long. Its product is annotated as dnaJ homolog subfamily B member 13. The record is from RefSeq and is a predicted model, not a curated record. Lineage: Eukaryota; Metazoa; Arthropoda; Insecta; Hymenoptera; Formicidae. Bases 66 to 1163 code for a protein of 365 amino acids. Gene Ontology annotation, molecular function: protein-folding chaperone binding. The transcript is spliced from 6 exons. Gene Ontology annotation, cellular component: cytosol.